AUGUCAAGAACAUCAACCCCCACAUCAAACACCGAAAUAAAGUUCUGCAGUAAUGAUGGAAUCUGGGAAAAUGGCAGAUGCAUUUGUCCAGAAAAGUGGAAAGGAAUAAGAUGUACAAUCCGUAAUUUCUGUAAUGGAAGUACCAAUGACAAUUUUACUUUUGAAGAAAUUGUAGCAGGAAAAUACGGUCCUUCCACACAAAAAUGUGGUGAGAACACAUUAAAUGCGGGCCGUCCAAAAGCUACCCGGCUGUGCAGUAUUUCUAUAUAUGGAGAGAUAGUAUUAGAAAAUGUGACAUUAAUAAAUUGCAAUGAAAAUCUGGAAGACCUGGAAAAGAAGGUAUCCAAUAGUACAAUAUGGACACAAUAUGGGCCCAUUUCUAAACAAACUCAGUUGUUAACAGUUGAUGCCAAUACCUUAACUGCUGAGAACAUCACUUCUGCUGCUACAGUGGUUGGACAGAUCUUCAACAGAAAUGCUACUCUUGAGGCAAAACAAGAAGCUGUAACAACAGUGAGUCAACUUCUACAAGCUCCUACAGAUGUCUUUGAAAAUGGUGCAGUUAAUGAUGAUGCUCUUGCAACGCUUAUUAAGGAAAUGGAGAAGUAUUCCACUAAUACGUCUUUGGGUGACAAGCCAGUGGUGCAACCUAAUGUAGCAGUACAGUUUGUUAACCUGUCUUCAGGAAACACUGUUCUCUUCUCUGUGAAGAAAGGAGCUAGUGAUUCUCUCCAUCAUGGUUCCACAACUGUGGACACAAAAGUGAACCAAUUGAAUGCAGACACAGACACUGAACUUCAAAUUUUGCUCAAUACCUCAAACAGGAACGCAAUGGCAUGUGGCUUUGUAGUGUACCAAAACAGCAAGUUUUUCAAAUCAAAAGUUUUUAAAACUGAAUCAGAUUUUAGUCAAAAAGUUAUCUCAAGCAGGACUGAUAUAGAAGGAGAUAAGAAUACUUCUGUUGAUUUUGUCUUUAAUCCAACGUAUGACCACAAAAAAUUGAAAAUUCAUUCCUAUGCCUGUGUCUAUUGGAAUUUUACCAAAAACGAUUGGGACACAAAAGGCUGCAUCAAAAAGGACGGCGCUAAUGGAUUCUACUGUCAAUGCAACCAUACCACCAAUUUCGGUGUAUUAAUGAGUUUCAAAAAGAACUAUAAAUAUCCUGAAUCACUAGACAAAUUAUCCACCGCUGGAUGUGCACUGUCCAUUACUGGUUUGUUCCUUACAAUUGUAUUUCAGAUUGUCACCAGGAACGUCAGAAAAACCUCAGUAACCUGGGUGAUUGUCUGCCUGUGCACAUCAAUGUUGAUUUUUAACCUUCUCUUUGUGUUUGGAAUCGAAAACUCCAAUAAGAAAAUGAACAAUAAUACUGACACCAACGAGACGGGCUCUGCUAAAAAUGAAAUACCCGAAACUCCUUUCGUCUCCAAUCCCACCUGCACGGUGGUGGCUGCCUUGCUCCACUAUUUCCUGUUAGUGACAUUUACCUGGACCGGAAUCAGUGCUGCCCAGCUCUAUUUCCUGCUAAUUAGGACCAUGAAGCCUCUUCCUCAACAUUUCGUUCUGUUCAUCUCUAUAAUUGGAUGGGGAGUCCCAGCUGUAGUGGUGGUUCUGACAAUAGGACUUAUUUUUUCUCAGAAUAAGAGUGAUUCACAAUGGGAGUUAAACUACCGGCAAGAAGAAAUCUGUUGGCUGGCAACUUCAGUAAACAAUAAUAUUGUAACUAGUCCAUUUUUGUGGGCAUUUGUUUUACCUGUAACUCUUAUCCUCAUCCACAAUGUUGUUGUAUUUAUUAUCAUCAUAGUCAAAGUGAUAUGGAAGAAAAAUCACAAUCUGACAAGCACAAAAAAAGUUUCAACCCUAAAGAAGAUUCUUAGUAUGUUAUCAAUUGCAGUUGUUUUUGGAAUUACCUGGAUUCUGGCAUACUGUAUGCUAAUUAAUAAUGAGUACGUCAUGAUUAUCUUCAGCUACCUAUUCUGCAUUUUCAACACUACUCAGGGAUUGCAAAUUUUUAUCCUCUACACUGUCAGAACGAAAAUCUUCCAGGAUGAAGCUUCCAAAGUGCUGAAGUCACUGUCGCUGUCCAGUGGGAGAAUGAAGUCGCUGUCAUCAGUGGGCUCACUGAGGCUGCGUAUGAGGAUAUAUAACCUGCUCAGGUCAUUUCCAACCCUAAACGAGCACUUUAGGCUGCUAGAGCCAUCUGUAAUUACAGAGGAAUUUACACUCUCUGAAAGCGAGGAAGCAAACCCAAGUAUCUAGACCAUAAAACUAUUACUUUUUGUAA
Molecule: messenger RNA, 2284 nt
Organism: Suricata suricatta (meerkat)
Lineage: Eukaryota; Metazoa; Chordata; Mammalia; Carnivora; Herpestidae
Gene: ADGRG7
Product: adhesion G protein-coupled receptor G7
Exons: 16
Coding region: 1-2259 (752 amino acids)
Biological process (GO): G protein-coupled receptor signaling pathway; cell surface receptor signaling pathway
Cellular component (GO): membrane
Molecular function (GO): G protein-coupled receptor activity
Source: RefSeq, a predicted model, not a curated record